Molecule: messenger RNA, 4101 nt
Organism: Peniophora sp. CBMAI 1063
Lineage: Eukaryota; Fungi; Basidiomycota; Agaricomycetes; Russulales; Peniophoraceae
Source: the annotation of a GenBank genome assembly
AUGCUGCAGAUAUGCCGCGCUGAGGAUGGAGUGUCGUUCCAGGUGAACGCGACUCUUUGGGAUAUCGAGAGGUCCGGAAGCUUGGAGGACUUUCUACACGAACAUACUGCCGUGGACCCGGAUGCAGUACUCGCAUAUCUUUCGGAUGGACGCAGGCUGGGUAACGACAAUGUCCGGGAGCUUGCGGGUGCUCCUGACCAGGCCAUCUAUGUCUUCAACAAAUUCUAUCUCGAUGACGACCUCGAGCACGUUCUCCAAGAGCUGUGGCUCGAGCCGCCGUUGCAACCAUCCGUACGGGAUGAAGUGAACGCCACCCCAAACUUGAAGCCGGCGCAAAUAGGCGCCCUCUACCUGCGUGCGGCCCGAGCAAACCACCAGAGCUUGCUACACCUCCUAGACUCCUUGCGCGUGCAACUUGCGGCCCUUCGUAUAGCAUCAGGAAAUCUGGACAAGAACGUUCUAGAUUUGAGCGAUGUAUAUGACGGGGUGGCCACGGCGACAUUACAAGAGCUCGAACGGCAGAGUGCUCUACUCCUGGGCAUUGAUGCCGAUCUCAACAUGAUUGACCGGGUGGAUGUCCACCGGCAAUUCCUGUCGGCCACUAUGCAGCGUGCCAUCGAUCAGGGAGACAAAGGGCGUACUCUGGCCGACUAUGUUGCGAGGGACAAGAUGCGCCAGGUUGCCCAAACGUGCACGAAGCUCCACAGCGACCUUCGCCAAAGACAACAGGCUGCUGAGCAAAGCAUGCGGCGGUUGAAUGACGGGUCUGCAGAAAUUCGCUCGAGCCUGAGUGAGAGUCUGAUACACGAAGGAGAGGGAUACGUCACGCGGUCCCAAGAGCUCUGCGACAAAUCCGAGGAGCUGAUGCUGACCUUCGAAGGUCCCAUUGUGGACCCAGACAAGGUGCUCCUCGGGUUACGCCAAGUUGACGCAGACAUCAGAGAUCUUGUCGAGCGUAUGACUACCGUGAAGAACCGUUCAUCAGAGCAGUCCAUACGUGCCCUUCGUCAGAUCAGUCUCUUGAACAACGACCUCGUUCAACUGCCAGACAUGCUAGCUGCCUUACAAACGUCUCUCCGGACCAAGAACGCCUUCGCUCACAUCCAACGUCUACACAACAUGAUCUACGCAUAUGGUGCCACACUCAUCGAGAUCGUUCGUCGCAAGGAGUUUGCUCGGUUCUUCUACCAACGAGCACAACUCAUCUUGGAAGUCAUGGCCAAACUCUCGAAUACGGAGAAGAAGCGUCGGCAGAUUCACCGUAGCGAGUUUCACGCUCAAUUGCCUUUCGACCUCAAGGGCAUGGAUGAUGCAGUCCCUUCCAUCGACUUCACACCCGUAGGCUCCAGCGAGGGCAGCAUGUACAAUCUGCAGCGGUCGGAUGUUGACGAUUUCAUGCGCGUGUUGUCUGAUGUGGAGGCAUACGUCGAAACAUUACCAGAUGGGGCUCUGGCAUUAGCAUCCCUACGUGAAAUCAAGGUCAACCUCGACAGGCUGAUUCAGAAGAUGGACUCUCUUGAGUCUGGAUUCGAUCGCAUUGCCGAACGUUCAUUGCUAUCAUCUUCAAAACUUGCUUUAUCUCGGCGACGGUUAUCCGACGCAGAUUCGCAUGCACUACAAGACCUCACCACCCAACUACGUGACGCCGAAAACGAGAAGGCCAUUCAGAGCGCGAGGUUCGAGGCAGAGCGAGCAGCAAUGCGCGAAGAGAUUGUACGGCUGCGCUCUCAGGUCGACGGAUCGACUGAUAGCCACGAAGUCGUAAAUAAGCUCGAGCGCGAUCUGCACUUGGCCCGAAGCCAGCUGGAGAACGAGACGCGCGCGAGACAGGUCAUGGAGGGCCGUCAUCAGGAUCUACUCGCCAACGUCGACCGCCAGCGGCAGGAGCUCUCUGACGCUCUGACGGAAGCUACGACGCAGACAAGAGCUGCUGAGGUCGCACGUCAAGAACUUGCACAAGCUCGCGCUGAGUUCGAGGAGGUCAAGGCGCUCGAGGCUCGGAGUUCAGCGCGUUUGUCAAGCCUAUUGGAGGUGCAGGAGACGACGCAGCGUUCGCUGGAGGCCGCACGCGCGCGGGAUGAGAAUCUUGAGGCCCAGUUCAGUGCAUUGCGAGACGAGCGCGAGAGCAUUCGCCGCGCACUGGACGAUGCCGGGAAGGAGAAGGAUCGGCUGUUGCGCCAGCAAGCCAGUGAACACGAUCGUCAGAUGCGUGACUACGUGGCAGAAGCGGAUGGAGAUCGUGCUGUACUCGAGCAUCAGUUCUGCGAGCUGCGCGCGGAGAUUGAGGACAUGGAGCGCCAGGUCAAGGAGGCAAACGCACAAGUUGAGAUGAAGGAGGCCGACGCCACAGGUCUACGCGAGGAGCUUCACCGUCUCGAAAUCGAGAUGCGUAAUAGUCAAGAAGCAGAAGCCGGUCUUCGCGCCGAUCUCAAGGAGGCACGUGCAAGCGCAGCACAGCUGGACGUGCGACUUGAGAACGCCAAUCGUUUAGUAGCUCAGCUUCUUGACACCGCACUCGCCUAUCGUACCGCGCAUUUCAAGGCAUUGAACGUAGCCACUGCAGCUGUAUCGCACCCAGCAAUAUCGAAAUCUCUCGCUCAUCUUGGCGAGUCACCCGGCGUCAAUGGUAGCCGUUUGCCCCUCGGACCGCUGGAUGAACCAAGUCCCAUCGACCCCGCAGACCCUUCCGGCGCUUUGGAGGCACUACGGGCGUUUGACCAAGAUCACUUCCUUGAGGCUGUUGCGAAAACGGCGUCCACCAUCCGCAAAUGGCAAAAGCAAUGCAAGGAGUAUCGCGAGCGCUCAAAGGGCAAGAUCUCGUUCCGCAACUUCGCGAAGGGCGAUCUCGCUCUGUUUCUGCCGACGCGGAAUUCCAUAUCCAAGCCUUGGGCGGCAUUUAAUGUAUCGUUCCCUCACUACUUCCUGCAGGCGACAGGGCAUCUCGCCGAGCAACUUAAGAACAGGGAAUGGAUUGUCGCCCGCAUCACGUCUAUCACCGAACGCGUGGUGGAUCAUAAGGAUCCUACGAGCAAUCCGUAUGGUCUUGGCGACGGGAUCAAGUAUUACAUGCUCGAGGUCGAGGAUUGGACUCAACCGGUCACCACCAAGCGUCGCGCAGGCCCACGCAGGAUUUCUUCUGGCGAAACGAACACUGACGGACCUUCGACCCCGCUUACACCUCCAGCCGAUAGUCAGGUUGAAGAGAUCUUCCCUGAGGCGCGUGGACCCAGCGCGCACCUCUUCCCUUCCCGUUCGAGGAGCAACUCCAUACCAAUCGCGGGGCCAUCCUCCUUGUCAAAACUCCUCGCGCAAGCACCCGUCUCAGAUGCAAGUCCUGCUACUGCGCCGUUGGAAACAAUCCCCCAUUCCCCUAUCGCUAGCCGAACACCUUCUCCGUUGGCGACACCCUUUGUCCCUCCUUCAGCCUCUCCGUCUCGAAGCCCAGCUGCACGCGCUCCUUCACCUCCAAACGCUGCUUCUACAUCUCAAACGCCAUUCCCUACAUCUUCACCCGCCGCUCCUCCGACACACACUCUCCCCUCCCCACCCUCACAGCCCGCUUCCCUUCCCAGGAGAAUAGCAUCAUCACCACUUCGCCCUGGAUCACGUGCAUCUAGGCUCUCAACGUCGUCGGGACGGAUUCCGCCUUUUGCGCAUGGGGCUUCGGGGCCAGCAACCGUGAAGGGCACUCCAACGACUGCGCUCACUCCAGCCCCUGCGAGCCCUCCAGUUGUGCAGGACACCUCCGCUAGUACGCCUUCACCAGCGGAUUCACCUGGAGAAGGCAUGAUGGCGAGCGUGAUCAGCAACGCGCGCAGACGCACUACGUCGUAUCAUGCCUCUUCCGCCUCUGCUACGUCCGUAUCCCCAACCGAUCGACGCACAGCGAACGUGAGCGCGAGUGCCAGUACUGGGGGCGCGAUGGGCGCUCUCGCUAGCAUCGCGAGCUGGAGUCAAUCUCUUUCGCGCAAGAAACGGCAAAGCCUCAUUGCCGCUCCUGCGCCUGCCGCAGUGAAUACGGCUACCCCACCAGUGGAUACAGAUCUCAGUGUACCGCCUAAUGGCACUGCACGAAAGCAGUUGUCCCGCCAUGAAGCUUGA